GUGGAGGUGAGGAGGUGUCGCUCCCGGCCCCGCCAAACCAAAGUGAAUACGCGCUCGCUCACUCCUCUCGCGGAACCAUGAUUCCCAAAAGUGGGGGUGACUACGCUUACAUCCACGAGGCUUUUGGGCCCCUCCCCGCCUUCCUGUACCUGUGGGUGGCGUUGGUGAUCAUCAUGCCCACUGGCAACACCGUCAUCGCUCUCACCUUCGCCAAUUACAUCCUUCAGCCGCUCUUUCCCAACUGCGAGCAGCCCCCAGACAUUCCCGUGAGGCUCAUUGCUGCCGCUGUCAUAUUUUUUCUAACGUGGGUGAAUUGUACCAAUGUGAAGUGGGCGACCAAAGUGCAGGACGUAUUUACCGCAGCCAAGGUGUUGGCUCUUGUGAUAAUCAUCGUCGCUGGUAUAUACCAUCUGGCUACAGGCAACCUGGAGAACUACCAGAAGCCUUUCGACAACACCAACUGGGACCUCGCUGCCUUCGCCACAGCCUUCUACCAGGGGCUCUUCUCCUUUGCUGGGUGGAACUACCUUAACUUCGUUGUGGAGGAGUUGAAAAAUCCAUACAGAAACCUACCACGUGCCAUUAUGAUCUCAAUGCCACUCGUGACUGUUGUUUACUUUCUGGCAAAUGUGGCUUACUUUGCUGUGCUCACGCAGAGUGAGAUUCUGUCUUCCAGUGCCGUAGCUGUGUCAUUUGGUAAUCGUAUGCUGGGUGUGAUGACAUGGACAAUGCCUUUCUUUGUGGCAUGUUCAACAUUUGGCAGCUUGAACGGUGGAAUCUUUGCCUCUUCACGGUUGUUUUUCGUUGGUGCUCGACAGGGUCAUCUUCCGCAGAUCCUGGCACUUAUUAAUAUAAAAAAUUAUACUCCAGUCCCAUCGCUAGUGUUUUUGGGUAUCAUGACAGUAUUCAUGCUAAUUACAUCAGAUAUGCAAGUCCUCAUUAACUAUAUCUCAUUCACUGAGUCACUGUUUAUUCUUUUGUCCAUUGCGGCACUGCUUUGGCUGCGGAUCAAAGAACCCAAUCGACAUAGGCCUAUAAAGGUGUGGAUUGGGUUCCCUAUCCUGUUCUUCACCAUCUGUCUAUUCCUGGUGGUGCUUCCAAUUGUUCAGAGGCCCAUUGAAUUGGGUGUAGCCAUUGGCAUCAUAUCCAUAGGGAUCCCCGUUUAUUUCUUUGCUAUUCAUCGAGAAGAAAAGUCAAAGUGGUUUAUGAAAUUUAUGGAGAGGGCUAUGUACGUUUCUCAAAUGCUGUGUAUCAGUCUACCUGAAGAAAAGCAAGAUUGAGAACAGUAUUUAUUAAUGAAGGAAUUCUUAUACAAGCUUCUGCUUCUCUCCAUAACCCCACUUAUAUAUAUUUAAAAGUACAGGGGUAUCAGUGCCUUUUUUAGAUUUCCAGAUACUUUGGAAUACCUCCAAAGUUUAUACCAAUGACCACAUGCUUUCUGGACAUAACUUAUUCAGAAAUGCCAGUUUCUCAUUUUUGUGGCAUCCCGACUAAAAUCACAGAUAAAGCUGUCAGAGUGACCAGUUCAAAUAAAUUUUGCGAUACAGUUAUGAGCACGAGUGGCUGGGAAGCAUUGCUGUCCAUCUGAAAAAUGUUGCAAGUAGGGUGGGGGGGGUGAAAAGCUGGAGGGAGAGGCAUCUUUUGUUCAUGCGACCAACACAGGUCUCAAACCCAGAUUUGUUUUUGUUUGUGGUUUACCUAUUAAGCAUCCAUUUCUCUCAUAUCCCUGGAUAUAUUGGUCAAAUUUAGGAAUGUCCAUAAGCCAUGUUGAGGACAAAAGUUAGUGAAUAUUACUGAGUUUGGGCUCAGAGGCUGUUUAUUUUGCAGUUUGGGCUCAGGGAAAGUCAAUGGGUCUGUUUUGGAAAAAUUUAAUGGCUGGCCUUCAUUUUUGAAGUGGUAAGUAUCCAUGAGUUUGGCUCAAUGGAGGUACCAAAAAUGUAUUCUGAAAAUGGUUAUGAGACUAUAUGUCUUUAAAUAUUAAUUGAAUCAAGUUACCACAAUAUUUUACAGAAAAUCCUUGAGAAAAAAUCUUAUGGUUAAUUUAAUUUUGAGAACGAGUUAAUUUUGAGAAUUUCAUUUUUGAGCUUCUUUGAGUCAGAACUAAAUAUUGGCCCUUAUCUUUUGGCAAAGGCAGCCUUUGAAAAAUAUAGUUUAGUGGAUAGGGAAUUGGGAAUAUUAGAUAUGUGAGGGCAAACUAUAGUUAGGUUCUUCUUGGAAAUAUUCAUAAAAUACCAGGAUGAAAUUAAGAUUUUGCUGGCAGAAUUUGCCAAUAUAGGAUGAGAGAAAAAAAUAGGGUUUAAAUGGUACCUCCUUUAAUAUUGUGCCUAAUAAGCUUUUAAUGAUUUUCAUCGAAGGGCACAACAUUGGAAGUAGGUAGCACAGUAGUUAGUGCCAUGAAAAAGUCAUUAAGCGUACAGUACCACAAAAUUAUACAAGAACUACUUUUCGAACUAAACAGGUUUUCUGUUGAUCUCGAUCCUAGGGCAUCCUGGAAGCAUGUGAUCAUCUGAGUGGUGUAUUUGUAUGUAAAUUAAUUGUUAUAUAUACAGUAUACACAAUAUAUACCAAUUUAUUCUUUUAUAUGUGGUUAUUGUACAGUAAUUAAGGGUGAUAGUGCAUAUGAACCAUACGGGUGGCAUUUUGUCCAUACCUUCUCCUGCCUACUUGUUGAGGUUGUCUUGGCCUUGUAUUUUUGUCUUUAAUGUGUAGUGUCCAAGACUUAUUUUGUGUACUUUUAUAAUUGUGGUAUAGAAAAAAUGUCAAUGAAUUUCAAAUGUGGUGAAAUUUUCAAAUACAGUGUACAACAUGAAUUAUCAUUGAAGAUUUCCACCUUCUAUUUUGUGAUUAGCCAUAAAUUUUAUAUAAAUUACAAAAAUUUCCUUUCAAAUAUUAAUAAAUUUUUGUUACACAAUAUCACUAAAGGCAUGUCAAACAAAAUGUGAUGCAGUAGUUUUUAUAUUUUUUACUAGAUAUUCAUACAGUGAUCAAAUACCUCACUCAUACAUAAAUAGUAAAUGAAUUACUGAUUAUUGAUGUAAAUAAUCAGAUGUAGAUAAAUAGAAUGAAGAGAAAACAGAGGAUCUAUCUUUUUGUCUCAUUCACAUAAAGGAGAAGUAUAGCUUUAUCUUAAUCUUCUGUCCAGUUAUAAAAUAUUUGAGAAUGUCAAAUAUUAUUUAUCUUUUAUUAAUAAAGGAAACUAUAACUAUGCCCUAUUGAUUAUAGAAAAAACUUGCCAAGAAUUGAAUGUACCAAAUCAAAUAAUUUAAGAAACAACUAUACAUUAUUAAGUUUUAUCUUGUUAAUCCCACAUUCAUCUUAAUUCAUGUCAUGCAAUACAAUAUGUCUAAAAGUACACAUAUAGUAAAUAUUCCUUUUAUGUGAUUACUGUACAGUACUUUGAAAUUUGGUCAAUGGUUGAUUUAAUCACUGAGGGUUACUUCAGGAAAUAUGUUUAAGAAAGUGGUGUUUAGAUAAUUUGGAUAUUUUUUUUAUAAUCAUUAUUUUUACCUUGGUUAUAAAACUAUUGGUAGUGAAGAUAAAUUGAAAAAUAUUGACAUGGGAAGUUUGAUACCACAUGGUUAAGAGGUGCUGAAUGUUAAUAAUAGUUCUUACCAUAUGGCUCAAAAGGGCUGAAUAUGAAGUACCAGUCAAUACCAUAUUGCUGAGAGGUGCUGGAUGUGAAGUACAAUUUGAUACCACAUGGCUGUGAGGUGCGGAGUGUUAAGUACCAUUUGAUACUACAUACUGUAACUUAAAGAGUAUCAAUAAAGUACCAAUUGUGUGACACAGGGUAACACAAGACACUAAGCAUGACCAAAUUUCUGUGGGUCUUGGAAGUAGAGUUGCGUUCAUUCCCAACUCAAAAUUGGAAAUGCUGGGUUCGAAUCCUGGAUGGGACAGAAAUUGUUGGGCACAUUUCCUGUCACCUAAUACAUCUGUUCACUUAGCAGUAAAUAUGUACCCAGGAGUUAGUCACCUUGUUGUGGGGUUGCAUCCUGGGAGGGUCAGUACUGUAGUUUGAAUUGGGGGACCUUGAUGUAUAUACAGUAUAUACAAUUAGAUACAAGUAUCCAAUUGCCUCUUUGUCCCCCCUCAUUUUCGCAAAAGUGUAGAACCCAAAUUUGAGUGCCUUGAACAGUCAUUUUGUACAAAACUCGGUAAGAGAACGCAAAUUUAACUCAGACAAUCAUAUGGUGUAGUUUUAAAAGCUAAGCAAUGAUACUUCUUUUAUGAUUGUAAUGAUCUUUCAUGCUUUAAUAUCUGUUAGUACAUUAACUGUUAAAUUGUUUUUAGUGAUUAUCUGAAUAUUUGAUACUAUUAUUUACUUUUGUUAAAUGAUUUUAAUAUACAUUGAAUACUACAAAAUGUCCCAGACUUACUGCGAUUUUAUAUGAUAUUCCUAUACGGAUCUUACUUUUUCAGUAUGUCCAACAGUAGUGAAUCAAGGUUUUAUCAUAAUAGUAUUGGUAUGUUUCAAAGUUACAGUAUUUCUCAAAGUAUGACCAUUCCGCUUGUUCUUUGUUCUUAACCAUUAUGAGACCAUAUGUGAUGUAUUAUAGGCUUGUUGAAAUGCAAUUCUGUUUCUCCCCCGCCAGAAGAAAGUGGGAAAGUGUGUAGUGAUGAUAAGAUGUGACCCUUAGCUCAUUAAAGAUAUUUUUGAUGUUAAGGAAUUUCCUAUUUAUCUAGGACUGAAGGUUUUUAAUGUUAAAAAUUGUUUUGUUAAUUUUAAAAUAAUACUUUUUAUUUUAAUAAUUUUAUUUGUAUUUAAUUCCAUUGUUUUGUGAAGCAAACUGUGGGUUGUGUACAGUUAAUCUAUUGGAAUAUUAUUUAUUAAGUCACAAAUUCAUAAAACAUCAUGACUGAUGUUGAUCUUCAUCUCCUUGGGUGCCAGUAUUUAUUUCUCAAUUAAUUACGGUAGCAGGUACCAUGUCCUCAAAUAAUAGGGUACCAACAAAGAUGCUUUUAAUUAUCAGGGUACCAACAGCAUAUCUUCAAUUAUCAUGGUAUCAACUACACCUACCAUAUCUUAAAUUUUUAAGGCACGCGAGACUGUGUAUUCAUUCAACAGAUUAACAUUAUCCAUAUCUCUAUUUUAAUCAGGCUACCAGCAGCUAUUAAUUUUUUUUAAUGACUAAUGACCAUAACUUUAUUAAUUAGAGUAGAGAAAGAGGUAAAUUAUCAGGAUUUUUUCUUGAGCAUAGUAACAGGCUUGUACAGUGAAAAUAUUAGGCUUUAAAGUCUAUACUAGCCUUUUAUUAUACUGUACUGUACUAAAGUGUAUACUUUUAUGUCAAGCAAUAACAUACUGUAUUAAAUGUGUAUUAGGAUAAAGAAUGUUUCCGGUUUCAGUUAUUCAGCGAGUAAAUUUAUUUGGAGAUCAAAUUAAUGAUAAUACUAAAUUUAUAAUUAACUAAUCAUGUCUAUAGCAUACUUGGAUCCCUAGAAAUGUGGCUUAUUGUAAAUAAUUUGUUUGGACAACCAUGACUUAAUUGAUUGCAUACUAGUAGUCAUAAGUAGACAAUGGGUUACAUUAACAUGGCUGAAGAUUAGAUACCCAAUCCCACAGAUCUGAAAAGGAAAAGUUGACCGAGAUGUCCUCGAUUCUUAGUGUUCAGAUUUGUGGGGUGGGUGUCCAGUGGACAUAUCUUCACCAGCCGGGUUAACAGCAGCUAUUUCCCAAAUAAAUGGGUAACAUUAUUUUGGUUAUUAACGACCAUAGGAAAACGAUGUCAAUUUUGCGGACUAGGAAUAUAUUAUGCCGAACAUAUGUUGCCACCAUAAACAACAUAAUUUCUGAUACUUUAGAUUAUUUGAAAAAUGUAUUAACAGUAGAAAACUUUGUUUUAGCUUAGCAUUUCAAUAAAUUUCAAAAUAGGUUUAGGUGUUGAAAAGUAAACAAAAAAAAUGCAACUGAAUUAUAUUUGAACUGCUCAACUUGUACGUGAGGAAAACAAUACAGUAUUGGAAACGUAGUGAUGGUGAAUUAAAGUGCUGAAAACUUUGUGAUUAGCUUCUAGUGUACAGCAUAUGGUUUUAUUCAAACCAACGCACGAAUGUAAAGAAUAUAGUUUGUAGAAUUUUUACGUUACCAAUUAUUUAAUGAUAGUUUUUAUACCCUUUUCCAGACAGAUACUUAUUUUCAGACUCUUUAACGGUGCAGUUCACCAGUAACUGUUUUUACUUUAUUGUUUUUAAACUUUUUAUGUUCUUGGCUUAAGCGGAGAUGAUAUCAAGAAAACAGACUUUCAACCACUGAUCAGUAUACAUAUGGAGAUUGUUUAUUUGGACUUCCUUGCAGUGGUGGCUCAAUGUACCCAAAAUUUAUUUGAAGCCAAAGGUGCUUAAUUAAAGUCACAGCAUCCAGAGACAAAAUAAUUAUGUAAAUUGACAACUGACAAUCUUCCCUGCCUUCUGCUGUUUGAGCUUCCACUGUUCUUUGUCAGUUAUGGUUGUUGACUGCAUGAUAAGUUCAGUGGCAGAUGUUCUAUAUUAUGAUGAAAGGUUCAGUGUGAACAGAGCCACUGAGCCACAUGAUGCCAUCAUUUGACUUCAAAAGGGAACUUUGUGUCAGCCAGACCAUCUCUGCUAAUCAUACCAAGUAAGCAAUUGCCAUACAUUGUAUGGAGUGCUGAUAUUAAUUGUUGUAAUUUAAUUCCAUUUUAAAAUGCUAAUUAUUCUGUGAUACACUACUUGGAAGAAAUAUAACAUUACUGUUAUAUUAGCACAAUGUACAUCACAAUUGAGUAUCACAGCAAACUCAAAGUUGGUUGUCGGAGCUAAUGUAAUAAUGCUUGUGUGUGCAGAAUUGUUUUAAUGUUAAUAAAACAUUGAUAUAUAACUGUCUUGAUGCUUCCAUGUUCUGGUAUGGGGUACAAGACCUCUGCUUGAUGUGUUCAAAUACUUUAACAUUUGUCUUCCUAAUGUGAAUGUUUUCUUUCCAUUUUCGAUACUCUAUUUUUGCUAUUUUUCUAUUAAACUAUUUUUUCUUCUCAGAUUUGUACUUUAUAUAGUAAACUACAUUUGUAAUGUUUUUGUUUUAUACGACUGUAUAUAUUUGGAGAGUUUUGAAUGCAUAAAGAGCAAAUGUUUUCUACAGAAUAAUAAAGAAUGAAAAGUU
Molecule: messenger RNA, 7117 nt
Organism: Procambarus clarkii (red swamp crayfish)
Lineage: Eukaryota; Metazoa; Arthropoda; Malacostraca; Decapoda; Cambaridae
Product: large neutral amino acids transporter small subunit 2
Biological process (GO): amino acid transmembrane transport
Cellular component (GO): membrane
Molecular function (GO): L-amino acid transmembrane transporter activity
Source: RefSeq, a predicted model, not a curated record